This is a messenger RNA of Verticillium alfalfae VaMs.102, 1638 nucleotides long. Its product is annotated as T-complex protein 1 subunit epsilon. Lineage: Eukaryota; Fungi; Ascomycota; Sordariomycetes; Glomerellales; Plectosphaerellaceae. Gene Ontology annotation, cellular component: chaperonin-containing T-complex. Gene Ontology annotation, molecular function: ATP-dependent protein folding chaperone; ATP hydrolysis activity; ATP binding. Bases 1 to 1638 code for a protein of 545 amino acids. Gene Ontology annotation, biological process: protein folding. The transcript is spliced from 4 exons. The record is from RefSeq and is a predicted model, not a curated record.
AUGAGCAAUGCGGCGGUAAUGAAGGAUGAGCAGGGCCGCCCCUUCAUCGUUGUCCGAGAUCAGGGCAAGAAGAAGCGUCAGUACGGCAACGAGGCCGUCAAGAACCACAUCCUCGCCGCUCGGACGGUCGCCGACAUCGUCAAGAGCUCCCUCGGCCCCCGCGGCCUCGACAAGAUCCUCAUCUCCCCUGACGGCGACAUUACAGUCACGAACGAUGGUGCGACGAUCCUGCAACAGAUGGAAAUCUCCAACCACGUCGCCAAGCUUUUGGUCGAGCUUUCCAAGUCACAAGACGACGAGAUUGGUGACGGAACGACCGGCGUCGUCGUCUUGGCCGGUGCCCUGCUCGAGCAGGCUGCCGAGUUGAUCGACAAGGGCAUCCACCCUAUCCGCAUUGCCGACGGCUACGACCAGGCCUGCGACAUUGCCGUCGCCGAGCUCGACAACAUUUCCGACACGAUCGAGUUCAGCAAGGAGGACACAGAGAACCUGGUCAAGGUGGCGCGCACAAGUCUGGGCAGCAAGAUUGUGUCCAAGUCGCACGACCAGUUUGCCAACAUUGCCGUCGACGCCGUGCUGUCCGUUGCGGAUCUCGAGCGCAAGGACGUCGACUUUGAGCUGAUCAAGGUCGACGGCAAGGUCGGCGGCGCGCUCGAGGAUUCUGUCCUCGUCAAGGGCGUCAUCAUCGACAAGGAUUUCUCCCACCCCCAGAUGCCUUCCGAGGUCAAGGACGCCAAGAUCGCCAUCCUGACCUGCGCCUUUGAGCCGCCCAAGCCCAAGACCAAGCACAAGCUCGACAUUACGUCCGUCGAGGAGUUCAAGAAGCUGCAAAACUACGAGCGCGAGAAGUUCAUCGAGAUGAUCCAGCAGAUCAAGGACACAGGCGCCAACCUGGCCAUCUGUCAGUGGGGCUUUGACGACGAGGCGAACCACCUCCUGCUCCAGAACAAGCUGCCCGCCGUGCGGUGGGUCGGCGGACCCGAGAUUGAGCUGGUGGCGAUUGCGACGAACGGCCGGAUAGUGCCUCGGUUCGAGGACCUGAAGGCGGAGAAGCUGGGACGUGCCGGCAUUGUCAGAGAAAUGUCGUUCGGCACGACGAGGGAAAAGAUGCUCGUCAUUGAGGAGUGCGCCAACACACGAGCGGUGACGGUCUUUGUCAGGGGCAGCAACAAGAUGAUCAUCGACGAGGCCAAGCGGUCACUACACGACGCCCUCUGCGUCGUCCGCAACCUGGUGCGCGACAACCGCGUCGUCUACGGCGGUGGCGCGGCCGAGAUUGCCUGCUCAUUGGCGGUCGAGGACGCGGCGGUCAAGACGCCCGGUCUGGAGCAGUACGCCAUGCGCGCCUUCUCUGAGGCCCUUGACGCCGUGCCGAUGGCGCUGGCGCAGAACUCUGGUCUCAACCCCAUCUCGACGCUGGCCGAGAUCAAGAGCCAGCAGGCCAAGGCCGGCCCCAGCGACCGCGGCAAGCUCGGGGUUGACUGCAUGGGUCGCGGCAACAACAACAUGAAGGACGCCUUCGUCAUCGACCCCCUGAUCGGCAAGAAGCAGCAGCUCCAGCUGGCGACACAGCUGUGCCGCAUGGUGCUCAAGGUCAACAACGUCAUUGUGUCUGGGUCUGGCGAGGAGGACUUCUAA